Theobroma cacao (cacao) is the source of this 713-nucleotide messenger RNA. Lineage: Eukaryota; Viridiplantae; Streptophyta; Magnoliopsida; Malvales; Malvaceae. The record is from RefSeq and is a predicted model, not a curated record.
UGGCAAUCUUAUUUUGAUGAAUAAAAAUGGCAAAUUUUUUUGAUAAACAACGUCAUACAAUAGCCACAAGAAGUAAUAAAACACCCAAUUCCUAGCUACAACGCAGAAUCAACAGAGAAAAUACUUGCCAGUCCCCACUCGGUAACUGUUGCAUAAUCGAGGAGUUAAUGUUGACACGGGAUGUACUGAUGAUGAUAAAUAAUUCUUGUAGGUAGGCAUCAAUCCGAGGAAAAUAUCCGCUGUCCAAUUUCAAUGGCGUCCAAAACUAUCUUCAUCCUUCUUUUCAACUUCCUUUCCUCUCAAUUAUUGCACUUCUCUGAAGCAGAAACUUGGGUUAAAGCUGGCUACUGGUACGCUUAUGGUGAAUUCCCCGUACAGGACAUAGAUUCUGCGUUGUUCACUCAUCUUUUGUGCGCUUUUGCUGAAGUAAACCCUUCAACAUAUCAGCUCUUUAUCCCCUCUGCCUCUGAACAAGACUUCUCAACCUUUACAAGUAUCGUCAAGCGUAAAAACCCAUCUGUUAAAACGCUGUUGUCCGUCUGGAAUGGGAUAUCUGAAACGGGAAAAUCCAUAACUGGUGAAAAGGUAAACGACUCAGUAUUAUCUUCAAUGAUCUCAGAAUCUUCUAAAAGGAAGUCCUUCAUUGAUUCCUCAAUGAAAACAGCUAGGCGCUAUGGUUUUCAUGGAAUAGACUUGAGCUGGCCAUAAACAGA